Molecule: messenger RNA, 4035 nt
Organism: Striga asiatica
Lineage: Eukaryota; Viridiplantae; Streptophyta; Magnoliopsida; Lamiales; Orobanchaceae
Source: the annotation of a GenBank genome assembly
CAUAUAUACAAUUUCGUUGUCCAAAAUUCAACCGACCUUGAGAAAAAAUUAAUAAAGCAAUUAAAAAACGAGUAGCACAUUUCAACCGUGUCCGGCUUAAAGUACAAUGCCGGGACGCUGGCAACUUCCGUGCUCCUACUUCUGUGUCUCUCUUCAACAGCAUCGUUUUAACUGAAAUACAGAGAAUCACAGUUUUGCAGAUGGCGGCGGAUAUCGAAGCCGACGGGCUGAAGAAACUAGAGUACCUUUCGUUAGUUUCCAAAGUAUGCUCGGAGCUGGAGACGCAUCUAGGGUUUGGCGACAAGGUCCUGGCUGAAUUCAUCACGGAGAUGGGUCGGAAUUGCGAAAACGUGGACGAAUUUGACGCCAAAUUGAAGGAAAACGGAGCCGAGAUGCCGGAUUACUUCGUCCGCACGCUCCUCACGAUCAUUCACGCGAUUCUGCCGCCGAAAGAGAAGUUGAAAUCGGAAAAUGAGUCGAAAGACGGGGCCAAAUCUGCGUUCUCAGCUCUAAAAAUCAAGGACGGAAAGGACAGGGUGAAGGAGCUGGAGAAGGAGAUCGAAGAUGAAGUGAGGAACCAAAGGAGAUUGGAGGAUGACGAGUAUAACAAGUCCAGGGAUAGAGACAGACGAGACCGAAGAAGGGAUCGUGAUAGGGAGAAGGGUGUAGAAAGGGGCAGAUAUGAUGAUAGGGAGGAGAGGGGCAGGCAUGGGGAUAGAGAUGGCUAUGAUAGGGAGAAGGGUGGAGAAAGAGGCAGAUAUGAAGAUAGGGAGGAGAGGGGCAGGCAUGGGGAUAGAGAUGGCUAUGGAAACGAGAAGGGAAGGCGAAGAGAUGGUGAUAGGGACAGGAAUAGAGGUGAAAGGGAUUGGAGGAACGGACACGAGAGGGAAAACCGGUCGGACGAGCCAGAAUUGUACCAAGUUUACAAAGGAAGGGUUUCCCGGGUGAUGGACAAGGGAUGCUUUGUCCAGCUUCAGGAUUUCCGAGGAAAAGAGGGUCUUGUCCACGUGUCCCAGUUGGCGACCCGUAGGAUCUCGAAUGCAAAGGACGUGGUCAAAAGAGAUCAGGAGGUCUACGUGAAGAUCAUCUCUGCCAAUGGGAAUAACCUGAGCCUUUCGAUGAGGGACGUGGACCAGAAUACCGGUAAGGACCUCUUGCCCUUGAGGAAGAGUGACGUGGAUGGUGACCGCGCGGUGGCCAACCCCUCUUCUAGAAACAGCAAUGGCAAAGGAAGCACAGGGAGCAGGAUUGGUCUGUCGGGAAUCCGGAUCACAGACGAGUACGAUACCGGGCCCUCCCGAAGGCCUCUGAAGAAGAUGAGUUCACCCGAGCGGUGGGAGGCUAAGCAGUUGAUUGCUUCUGGCGUGAUGAGCAUGAAGGAGCUGCCAAUGUUCGACGAGGAGGGCGACGGGGUUCUGUACCGGGAGGAAGGUGCGGAGGAGGAGCUCGAGGUCGAGCUGAAUGAGGACGAGCCAGCCUUCCUGCAGGGACAGAGCAGGUACUCCAUGGACAUGUCCCCCGUGAAGAUAUUCAAGAACCCAGAAGGUUCCCUGAGCCGUGCGGCCGCACUUCAGUCAGCCUUGAUAAAGGAGAGGCGGGAAGUUAGAGAACAACAGCAGAGGACAAUGCUAGACUCAAUCCCCAAGGAUCUGAACAGGCCGUGGGAAGAUCCCAUGCCCGAAACUGGCGAGAGGCAUCUCGCUCAGGAACUGAGAGGAGUCGGGCUGUCCGCUUACGACAUGCCUGAGUGGAAGAAAGACGCGUAUGGGAAAGCCCUGACCUUUGGGCAGAGGUCAAAGCUUUCGAUUCAGGAGCAGAGGCAGAGCCUGCCAAUUUACAAGUUGAAGAAGGAGCUGAUUCAGGCUUGCAACGAUAACCAGGUGCUGGUUGUCAUUGGCGAGACCGGGUCAGGAAAGACGACCCAGGUGACUCAGUACCUGGCUGAGGCGGGCUACACGACCAGGGGAAAGAUUGGGUGCACACAACCCCGUAGAACCGCGAUCAAGUACAUGACGGAUGGUAUGCUUCUGAGGGAGAUUCUGGUCGACGAGGAUUUGUCGCAGUACUCGGUGAUAAUGCUGGAUGAGGCACAUGAGAGGACAAUCCACACUGAUGUCCUUUUUGGGCUGCUGAAGCAGCUUGUGAAGAGGAGGCCCGACCUUCAUCUGAUUGUGACAUCAGCGACUCUGGAUGCGGAGAAGUUUUCUGGGUACUUCUUCAACUGCAACAUAUUUACUAUUCCUGGAAGGACUUUCCCUGUGGAGAUACUCUACACCAAGCAGCCGGAGAGCGACUACCUAGAUGCGUCGCUGAUUACUGUUAUGCAGAUCCACUUGACUGAACCCGAAGGUGAUAUACUUCUGUUUUUGACUGGUCAGGAGGAGAUCGAUUAUGCGUGUCAGUGUCUGUACGAGAGGAUGAAGGGUCUAGGUGGAAAUGUGCCGGAGCUGAUUAUUUUACCUGUGUAUAGUGCUCUGCCUAGUGAAAUGCAGUCCAGGAUUUUCGAUCCAGCGCCUCCAGGAAAGAGAAAAGUGGUGGUCGCCACCAAUAUUGCUGAGGCUUCUUUGACUAUAGAUGGCAUAUUCUAUGUUAUUGAUCCGGGUUUUGCAAAACAGAAUGUAUACAAUCCUAAGCUGGGUCUCGACUCGCUCGUGAUAACCCCCAUAUCGCAAGCGUCAGCCAAGCAGAGGGCGGGGAGAGCGGGCCGUACAGGGCCUGGGAAGUGCUACCGACUUUACACAGAAAGUGCAUUUCACAAUGAGAUGUUGCCCACUUCGAUUCCAGAGAUACAGAGGAUUAAUCUCGCGAUGACUACUCUUAAUUUGAAAGCUAUGGGAAUUAAUGAUCUUUUGUCUUUUGACUUUAUGGAUCCUCCUGCAGCCCAGGCCCUCAUUUCUGCUAUGGAGCAGCUGUACAGUUUGGGGGCUCUAGAUGAAGAGGGGCUGCUCACUAAAUUGGGUAGGAAAAUGGCCGAGUUUCCUUUGGAUCCUCCACUGUCCAAAAUGCUUCUUGCCAGCGUGGACCUCGGCUGCAGUGAUGAGAUUUUGACCAUCAUUGCUAUGAUCACUACUGGGAAUAUCUUCUAUCGACCGAGGGAAAAACAGGCUCAGGCAGAUCAGAAGAGGGCAAAGUUUUUCCAGCCGGAAGGCGACCAUUUGACUCUACUUGCUGUGUACGAAGCAUGGAAGGCAAAGAAUUUUUCGGGCCCAUGGUGUUUCGAGAAUUUUGUUCAGUCUCGUUCGUUGAGGAGGGCACAGGAUGUUAGGAAACAACUUCUCUCCAUCAUGGACAAGUACAAACUAGACGUCGUGAGUGCUGGCAAGAACUUUCAGAAGAUCCGCAAAGCCAUAGCUGCUGGCUUCUUUUACCAUGCCGCUAGGAAGGACCCACAAGAAGGCUACAGGACACUUGUCGAAAACCAGGUGGUUUAUAUUCAUCCAAGCAGUGCCUUAUUCCAGAGACAGCCGGAUUGGGUUAUUUACCACGAGCUCGUCAUGACAACUAAGGAAUAUAUGCGUGAGGUGACUGUAAUAGAUCCUAAGUGGCUUGUUGAGCUGGCGCCGAGGUUCUUCAAGGUGUCCGAUCCUACGAAAAUGAGCAAGCGAAAGAGACAGGAGAGAAUUGAGCCGCUCUAUGAUAGAUAUCACGAACCGAAUUCUUGGCGUUUGAGCAAAAGGCGUGCUUGAAAGUCUUCUCCUCUUGCAUGGUAUUUGCUGUGUGCUGGUUUUGUUGCUUUAGGACUUCAUUUUGCUUUUCACUCCAAGUAUGAAAUGUUCUGGUUUCGAAUAUAAUUACUGACACUUCACUUUGUGUACUGAACAAGCUGGUUUUGUGUUGCAGCAAGCCUGCUAGUUUGUUUGAUAAAUUGUGAUAACCAUUUUAUUUAAGAUUCCUGCAUCUAUGCUUUGAAUUGAAAAUUUGUGACAUGGGUGUUGGAAAAAAUUUUGAGGGGAAGAUCAAGAGCAUGUUUGUUUAUAGAAAUUUUUGGGCUUGUUUGGAUUUUUUGGUUCGGUUUGGUUUGGUUAAUUUUGAAAA